This is a messenger RNA of Pipistrellus nathusii (Nathusius's pipistrelle), 3594 nucleotides long. Lineage: Eukaryota; Metazoa; Chordata; Mammalia; Chiroptera; Vespertilionidae. The record is from the annotation of a GenBank genome assembly.
AUGACGGAGUGUACAAGCCUUCAGUUUGUCAGCCCAUUUGCUUUUGAGGCAAUGCAGAAGGUGGAUGUUGUUCGUUUGGCAUCUUUAAGUGACCCAGAAUUAAGACUUCUCCUGCCCUGCUUGGUGCGGAUGGCACUCUGUGCUCCUGCUGACCAGAGCCAAAGCUGGGCCCAGGAUAAAAAGCUCAUUCUCCGCCUUCUCUCUGGAGUGGAAGCUGUCAACUCCAUUGUUGCGUUGUUGUCUGUGGACUUCCAUGCCUUGGAACAGGAUGCCAGCAAAGAGCAGCAGCUUAGGCAUAAACUUGGAGGAGGCGCUGGAGAGAGCAUCCUGGUAUCCCAGCUUCAGCAUGGACUAACGUUAGAGUUUGAACACAGUGAUUCACCUCGUCGAUUGCGUCUUGUGCUUAGUGAGCUAUUGGCAAUUAUGAACAAGGUAUCUGAUUCCAGUGGAGAAUUUUUUAUCAAGUCAUCUGAGCUGUUCGAGAGUCCAGUCUAUUUGGAGGAAGCUGCAGAUGUACUUUGUAUUUUACAAGCAGAGCUCCCUUCCCUGCUUCCUAUAGUUGAUGUAGCUGAAGCCUUGCUACAUGUUAGAAAUGGUGCCUGGUUCUUGUGUCUGUUGGUGGCCAAUGUUCCUGACAGUUUCAAUGAAGUUUGUAGAGGCCUGAUCAAAAAUGGAGAACGACAGGAUGAAGAAAGUCUUGGAGGAAGGCGCAGGACAGACGCCUUAUGCUUCUUAUGUAAAAUGAACCCUUCACAGGCCCUCAAGGUCCGAGGCAUGGUGGUGGAAGAAUGUCACUUGCCAGGCCUUGGAGUAGCUUUGACAUUGGAUCAUACUAAAAAUGAAGUUAGUGAAGAUGGAGUGACUGACUUGGUUUGUUUUGUUAGUGGUUUGCUUCUUGGAACAAAUGCGAAAGUCCGGACUUGGUUUGGAACUUUUAUCCGAAAUGGACAACAGAGAAAAAGAGAGACCAGCAGUUCUGUCCUUUGGCAGAUGCGACGGCAGCUGCUUCUGGAGCUGACAGGCAUCCUUCCCACCGUGAGAAGCACCCGCAUCGCUGAUGAGGCUGACAUGGAGACUGAGCCCCACGUGUCUGUGUACUCGGGGCUGAAAGAAGAGCAUGUUGUGAAAGCCAGUGCGCUCUUACGUCUGUACUGUGCUCUGAUGGGCAUCGCUGGACUCAAACCAACUGAGGAAGAAGCUGAACAAUUGCUCCAAUUGAUGACAAGCCGUCCUCCUGCCACACCUGCUGGGGUUCGCUUUGUUUCACUCUCCUUCUGUAUGCUGCUGGCCUUUUCUACGCUUGUCAGUACACCUGAACAGGAGCAGCUAAUGGUAGUGUGGCUAAGUUGGAUGAUAAAAGAAGAAGCUUAUUUUGAGAGUACUUCAGGCGUUUCUGCUUCUUUUGGGGAGAUGCUGUUAUUGGUCGCUAUGUACUUUCAUAGCAAUCAACUUAGUGCUAUCAUUGACUUGGUCUGUUCCACUUUGGGGAUGAAGAUUGUAAUUAAGCCCAGCUCCUUGAGCAGGAUGAAGAAUGUCUUCACACAGGAAAUUUUUACUGAACAGGUUGUCACAGCUCAUGCAGUUCGAGUCCCUGUUACCAGCAACCUGAGUGCCAACAUUACUGGCUUUUUGCCUAUUCAUUGUAUUUACCAGCUUCUCAGGAGUCGUUCCUUUACCAAGCACAAAGUGUCAAUAAAAGACUGGAUUUAUAGACAGCUAUGUGAAACCUCCACUCCACUCCAUCCUCAAUUACUUCCUCUGAUUGACGUGUACAUAAAUUCUGUACUUACUCCUGCAUCUAAGUCUAAUCCAGAAGCCACAAAUCAGCCAGUCACAGAACAGGAGAUACUUGACAUUUUCCAAGGAGUCACUGGGAGUGACAGCACCCGCCUUAAUCAGCGUUUCAGCAUCACAGCACAGCUUUUGGUGCUUUACUACAUCCUGUCUUAUGAGGAAGCUCUCCUAGCAAACACAAAGACUUUAGCUGCUAUGCAAAGAAAGCCAAAAUCAUAUUCGGCCUCUUUAAUGGAUCAGAUUCCUAUCAAAUUCCUUAUUCGACAGGCUCAAGGGCUGCAACAGGAGUUGGGAGGGUUGCAUUCUGCUUUACUCCGUCUCCUUGCAACUAACUACCCACAUUUAUGCAUUGUGGACGAUUGGAUCUGUGAAGAAGAAAUCACAGGCACUGGUGCCCUGCUAAGGCGAAUGCUCCUGACUAACAAUGCCAAAAACCACUCUCCGGAACAGCUCCAAGAAGCAUUUUCAGCUGUCCCAGUAAGCCACACACAAGUGAUGCAGAUUUUAGAACACUUGACUCUACUCUCUGCUAGUGAACUCAUACCAUAUGCAGAAGUAUUAACAUCCAAUAUGAACCAGCUGUUGAAUGCAGGGGUUCCUCGGCGAAUUCUUCAAACAGUCAAUAAACUAUGGAUGGUUCUUAAUACUGUGAUGCCUAGAAGGUUGUGGGUAAUGACAGUCAAUGCACUUCAACCUUCAAUAAAGUUUGUUCGACAACAAAAGUAUACUCAGAAUGACUUGAUGAUAGAUCCUCUCAUUGUUCUAAGAUGUGAUCAGAGGGUACACAGAUGCCCCCCAUUGAUGGAUAUUACUCUACACAUGUUGAAUGGAUAUCUUCUUGCAUCCAAAGCUUACCUUAGUGCUCAUCUGAAGGAAACAGCAGAGCAGGAUAGGUUUUCCCAGAAUAAUACAUUAGGUUUAGUUGGACAAACUGAUGGCCCAGAAGUUACUAGAGAAGAACUGAAAAAUGCAUUACUGGCUGCUCAGGAUAGUGCAGCUGUUCAGAUUCUCUUGGAGAUUUGCUUACCUACUGAAGAGGAGAAAGCAAAGGGUGUCAAUCCAGACAGCUUGCUAAGGAAUGUUCAAAGUGUUAUUACUACCAGCACUCCAAAUAAGGGAAUGGAAGAAGGAGAAGACAAUUUGCUUUGUAACCUUCGAGAAGUUCAGUGCCUUAUCUGUUGUCUCUUGCACCAAAUGUACAUUGCAGAUCCCAACAUUGCUAAGCUUGUUCACUUUCAGGGCUAUCCAUGUGAACUUUUACCUUUGACCGUCGCAGGCAUACCAUCUAUGCACAUCUGUCUGGAUUUCAUACCUGAACUUAUUGCACAGCCAGAACUUGAAAAACAGAUAUUUGCUAUCCAGUUGCUUUCUCAUUUGUGUAUCCAGUAUGCAUUACCAAAGUCACUCAGUGUGGCUCGCUUAGCUGUCAAUGUCAUGGGAACUUUGCUGACAGUUUUAACACAGGCUAAGCGAUAUGCUUUUUUCAUGCCAACUCUGCCAAGUUUGGUCUCUUUUUGUCGAGCAUUUCCUCCACUGUAUGAGGAUAUUAUGUCUCUGCUGAUCCAAAUAGGGCAAGUCUGUGCCUCCGAUGUUGCCACUCAGACAAGAGACAUUGAUCCAAUUAUUACACGUCUUCAACAAAUAAAGGAGAAACCAAGUGGAUGGUCUGGAAUCUGUAAAGAUUCAUCUUACAAAAAUGGAUCCAGGGACACUGGAAGCAUGGAUCCUGAUGUACAGCUCUGUCAUUGUAUUGAAAGCACAAUAAUUGAAAUAAUAAACAUGAGUGUUAGUGGAAUUUAA